CUGGUAUAUAAAAAUGCGGUGUCCUCUCGUUCCCGAGUGUGCUCUCGACUCUCAUGACAUUAUUCGCCUGAGUUCUUGUGCUGUUGUGGUGAGGGCGUUCUUGGGCAGCUCACGAACCCAUUGGUUCAGGACAACGCCAGAAGAGACGGCUCUACAUGAUUUUAUGGUCACACACACACACACCUCAAACGCCGACUGAGAACAUUCGGACAGACGAUAGGAAAGAUGAUGAAUACUUGUGAUUACGGCGAAGAAUAUUCUCCGCCUGGUCUUGACGUCACUGACCAAUGCUGUGACCUACUAGAGGCGGCUCGUGAAUGCCUGUGCAGAGGCCAAGUAGACAAUGCAAUUGCUUACAUCAAAAUAUUCCGCGACGAUGGUGACUACCUCCUCAUCGCCCUGGAGAGCAUAUGUGCACAUCUAGAAGACGCUACCGAGACGCGGGUGGAACUGUUGAAAGGUUUGAAUGAUGAGAAGAAACUGUUGAAAGAAGACGAGCUGAUGUAUCAGGAGACUAACUCAGAGUACCUGGAUGCUAUGAAGGAUGCGAAAUGGCAGAAGGAUCAUUUGCAGUGGCUUAAACACGAGGCUGAUCAGAAGCACUGCAAGGCGGAGCGAGCCUUCGAGGAAAACAAGAUCGAGAGAGAGGCAGUUCGUGUUUGGUAUUUCAUCCCAAUCGUCGGGUGGAUUGCUUGGGGAGUGAAGAACCGCUCUUGCGACGCCAAAAUGGCAAAGGAAAAAGAGGUGAUGGAUGAAGCCAGAGAGCAGACGACAAACGCUGAGGCGUCACGUGAUGUUUUGGACGCCUUGUUGGAAGAAGACGAAAGAAAGCUACGCGAUGCCAAGGAAAAACUGCGAAAGUGUGAACUAAAAAUUGCGGAGCAUCAUCAACUGACUGGUGAUUUGAAGAAGGCUUUCAGCGUGGCUCUACGCGCUAAGAUAGCUGUGGAAGGGAUCAUACACUUGACUGAAAACGCUUGUGGUAAUGUUGAGGAGCUGGAACAGAUUCUUGAUAUCUGCCUGACCAGGCCCGCACUCGGAAAAUCUGGCGGGACAGCACUAAAGUUCGAGCACACAGCAAUGAGCUGGAAUGAAGUUAAGGACAUGAUCAGAGCUAAUGGAAGACUGUUGAACCACCCUACCUUGUCUAUUAAAAUAUAGGGGCACACGUCAGUACUGACUGCUUUCAAUAGGUGCCAGAAUUGUCAGAUUAAUUGUCAAUGUUCAUUGCAAGAAGACCAGUUUGUACAAGAGAAAUUUUGCAGUUUUUAUUGAUACUAGUACACUUAUAUACAUUAACAGAGUGUAACAUUAAAGUGAUACUAUGAUGUGAUUUACAA
Messenger RNA from Lineus longissimus, 1340 nucleotides. RefSeq lists its product as uncharacterized. The transcript has 2 exons. The record is from RefSeq and is a predicted model, not a curated record. NCBI's taxonomy places the organism in Eukaryota, Metazoa, Nemertea, Pilidiophora, Heteronemertea, Lineidae. Bases 226 to 1161 code for a protein of 311 amino acids.